Homarus americanus (American lobster) is the source of this 1996-nucleotide messenger RNA. RefSeq names its product major facilitator superfamily domain-containing protein 6-like. The coding region runs from base 154 to 1770 and encodes 538 amino acids. Gene Ontology annotation, cellular component: membrane. The record is from RefSeq and is a predicted model, not a curated record. NCBI's taxonomy places the organism in Eukaryota, Metazoa, Arthropoda, Malacostraca, Decapoda, Nephropidae. The transcript is spliced from 8 exons.
UGCGGCUGCAGUAUCAAAUCAGGAUGGCUCUGCAGCAACUGGGCUCUCUUCUACGCUACCCGUCAUGAGCCCCUGACUACUAUCCCCUGUCUUCAGCUGUACCUAGCCUACUUAACAAACAAGCUUGGUUGGGUUGCGUCACCUUUUGCCAAGAUGAAGAUCAACAAGGACCUCCUGCCCAUCAAACUCCACUAUUUCCUCAGAUAUGCAGGGUCUGCUCCACAGACGUUGCUGCUGCCGAUGAUGGUACGACAGAAGGGGUUGUCUACCCAGGUAGUGGGGCUGUUGUGGACGGUGCUGCCCAUAGUAGGACUCAUUACCAACAGCGUCUUGGGCACUAUGGCUGACUAUUAUAAGGCACACCGCACAGUCUUCCUGGGCAGCAUCAUCUUCUUAACGACGGGCAUCACCGCCAUAUACUGGACACCGAAGAUUUGCUUUAAUGAAGUGGUUCUAAAUCCCAAUCACAAUCUCACAGCCUUCACCUCAAACCAGAGCUUCACUUUUCUCAACCUCACCGUAGACACAACCUUCACCAAGCAUUCUAACGUACUUGAUGACUCUAUGUCCCGCAUAGACCAGCAAAUGGUCGUGGAGGGCCAGGCUCCGCCCCUUGAUCUCAUGGUGUCAUCAAGGGGGGAGUUAGCCAUCCAAGCAGACACCAUCGCCGGCUUCGUCAAAUAUCCCCAGUUUUGGCUCGUCUCCCUCUGCCUGAUGAUCGAACAGAUGGGUAUCAUUACUUGUGUCACGAUCUCUGACGCCGUUUGCUUCCAGAUCCUUGGGUCGGAGCGACAAAAGUACGGACAGCAACGUCUGUGGGGAACCAUCGGCAUGGGUGUGAUGGCUGUUAUAUCUGGCGCCUUGGUAGACGUGUACUCCCGUGGCCUUCCCCAGCAGGACUAUCUCCCAGCCAUCAUCUUGUGCAUAGUGCUGAUGACCAUCGACCUGGCGGUGGUGGCGAGAAUAAAGAUUCCCUACACUAAGGGUGUCAAACUCAACCUGGGAGAUGUGGGCCAUGUCCUACGGCGUCCCCAGGUCCUUCUAUUUUUGGUAACAGUGUGUGUGAUGGGGUCAUCAUUGGGUGUGCUGUGGGUGUUCAAGCUAAUGUUGGUAGAGGACGUGGCCCUGGCCUGGGACCCGCAGUUCCCCGAUCUCAAGCUCCUCCAAGGACUGGUAAUAGGAAUAGAAGCCUUUGGAGGGGAACUUCUCUCCCUCUUCAUAGCAGGAAGACUGAUUCAGCGUUUGGGUCACACACUCGUGAUGGGAUUGGCUUUCGCCGCCAUGUCACUGCAAUGUUGCCUCGUUUACACCAUCACUAACCCUUGGUGGUUCCUGCCACUCCAGUUCCUCAACGGCACGAGCUACGUCCUUUUCCAUACAGCCAUGUCAUCUUACGCCAGCCGUAUCGCUCCUCCGGGAGCCCAGUCCACCAUGCAGAGCGUCGUCAAGAUCUCCUUUUUACUCGGACAGUCAACGGCCGGGCUCAUUGGUGGGGUGUUGUUCCACUUACUGGGUGGCUCCCUCACCUUCCUCGCCCUCGGCCUCGCUGACCUCACCUACCUCAUUAUCUUCAUUGUCUUCCAGUUCCUCCUCAGGAAAUAUUGCAGACAUAAAAAGACCUUUUGUGACUCAUGUUGUGUAGAGCCAGGCAACUCACUCACCUCGGGUGAGAACUCAUCUGAUUGUGAAAAGAUUCCUGAACCCGCCAAGGAGCCACUUGUCGACGAUGCGGUGAAUGAAAAGGAGAAGUCCCUUAUCGAACCUGUGUGAAUGCUCACCGUGACUGAAGAAUCAUUGUAAGCAGACUACAAGUAGAACUCUAUAUCUCGUAGCUCCUAACUUUGUGAGUUCUGCCCUGUUGUGACAGGUUUUUAUAAGUCCUAGCACUACGUGUUUGUAGUGUUUGUAGGUAGUAGGUACAUAGGCAGCUACCAAACAGGGAGGUACUCCCGCCUAAGAAGAUAUUGGAAGCAUAAUGUGUUGUCGAAUUGUAGAC